Messenger RNA from Nematostella vectensis (starlet sea anemone), 2780 nucleotides. RefSeq lists its product as uncharacterized. Lineage: Eukaryota; Metazoa; Cnidaria; Anthozoa; Actiniaria; Edwardsiidae. Bases 179 to 2620 code for a protein of 813 amino acids. The transcript is spliced from 9 exons. The record is from RefSeq and is a predicted model, not a curated record.
ACAUAUUGUUUUAAGUUUAGGGCGCCGUGUUCGAAACUGCUUUGCCCUAAUUUAUGGGGCAACACACUGUAGUUAUUCUCUGACUACUGUGGAUUAUCAUUGUGUGGACGAAGAACAACCAAAGGUAUCCCAUCAACUGCCAUGGCACUCAAAAGUAAUUACACACUUUAUCAGCUAGAUGUCAAACCAAAGGGCAGUGUAUGUGUUGAGUAUUUACGCGAUCCAGCUCUGGUAUGAAGCAGUUCUACGCGUAAACAUGAAUAAACAACACGGAUACGAACUCCAGCUUGAGGCAUCAAACACUGACAAACCCAAGAAAUCUCAUGCGCUCCUUGUGGUAGGGAUAGCUAUGUUAGGAACAGGGUUAAUCGUAGUGGUGGUAGGAUGUGUGUUUAUCGCCCAAUCGUCUGUCUGUGAGCAGAAGGACGAGCUUUACUCUGCCCCUUGUGAGUUUUCCCCAGAGGCGACACGUGCAGGCUUGCCGCAGUUACUUGAAGAAAUCAAGGAGGAGUUUUUUAAACAUAACCAGAAUUCCGUGGCCUGGAAACCUGAUCUCGUCGGAGUGGAGCUAACAGAUUAUGUGAAGACGCGGUAUGCACCGUACGACCCGACACCCUUGGUGAUACAGGAAAGGACCGAUGCAUCUCUUGCUCUGCUGAAAAAGUUCAAGAAUCUGAAUGUGAACCAGGACUUGCUGAAGCCACGAGAAAGCAAAGUCAUCGAACAGGCUUCCCAUUUCCUCAAGCAUUCGUUUGGUGUCCCAUAUGAUGGGAAUUACUACGCGGGGGACUGGUUACUAGGACCCAACUACUUCUGUUGGCAGCCUAUCUGUUACCUUGACUACGAUAUUAACGCCUACGCACAUCACGCGGUUCCGCGGUCUUACGAUGACAUGCAGAAAGUCAUCGAUGUUAUUACCAAUCACAAGGCGAUCUUUGAAAGAUACAGACAGAAUAUGGAGCUUGGUGUUCGCGCGGGCAUGGUCCGCUCCUCGACAGACUGUGCCGCUGGUGCGCAUGCGUUUAAGGACCGUUAUCGCGGGCUCGUGAUGAGGGGGAGAGCCUCGGCUGCAUUGGAUGAGUUUUACGGGAAAACCCUCACGAGUUCAGGGUUCCUGGAAAAUCUAGAAAAGGGCGUGGCCGAGCGGUGGCGGAAGGAGAAAAAUGUCAGUGUCAAUCAGUCUGUGAAGGACGCUUUACUACAAGGGUUCGCUCAGCCGCUCCUGGACUUCAUCCAUUUCCUGGAUCACGUACAUAGUCGGCACUGCCCGCCAGACUCGGUGACCAGCGGUCUCAGCGAGCUGCCGCUGCCUUAUGUGUGGUUUGAUGACCGCCCAAACAAGUCCCAGGCUACAACGGGCAAGCUUCCCACAGGGGAACCGCUUGAUGGGAAGCAGACUUACCGCCGCAUCCUUUCGUUCUUCACCACGACUGACAUCUCACCCGAGGAGAUCUACUACGAGGGCAAACAGCAGCUAGAGAUCUUCAUGCCACAGGUAAUCAAUAUUGCUAAGGAGAUCACUAAAAUCUCAAACGAGACCGCUGCUAUCCCAGCAUUCCAGGCGCUCCUCGAUGCACGUGAUCAGUGGCAUAAUAACAUGUCCUUCCCCCCAAACGAGAGCGAUGCGCACGCCUACCGCACGUGCGUGGAUGACGCAAGCGCGCGCGUGUUUUGUCCACGCAGAUGGGAGGCGAUGCGUGCAUGGUGUGACUAUAUAAUGGAGGUGAUGGCGUUGAUCGAGCCAAAGAUCGCGCGCUUGUUCUACUUCACGGGAAUAAAAGCCACGACCGCGAACUGUCCGAUUGAGAUGCAGCCUCAUUACAAUCCUGCAAAUGGCGCUAUGUAUUUCGCCCCUAGUGAUGGUAACUGCACAAAGCCUACCCACUUUGGUAUGCCUUUCUUUUUGAAAGAGUAUGGCCCGAAAUUUCAAGAGUGGUCGGUUACCGGACAUGAGGCUCGGCCCGGACACCACAUCCAGAUGCAGGGGCUAAAAGAGCAUUUCCGGGAUGCCUGUGGUGGGGUAAUGCGUUGGUUGGACAAGCAGAUGUCAUUUAUUGCUUUCCAAGAGGGUUGGGCAUUAUACGCAGAGAAUCCGAUUCUCUCACAUGAUACGAACUUGUAUGAAGACAACGUACUACAAAGAUAUGGCAUGCUCAAGUGGCAGGUGUGGCGGGCAGUUCGACUUGUAGUCGACACUGGACUUCAUUAUCGCGGGAUGAAAAGGUCUGAAGCAUUGGAACAUUUUUCGAAAUUCACUUGGGAUAGGACGGAUUUCGCGGUGAAGGAGGUCACUCGUUACCAGUCUGAUCCCGGCCAAGCUACCGCCUAUAUGCUUGGGAGACUGGAGAUUAUCAAGCAAAGGAAAAAGGCCGAGUGGGAAUUGGGUCCGAGAUUUGAUUUGCGUGACUUUCAUUACCAGGUCCUCUCGCAGGGCUCGGCACCACUCACUCACCUGCGUGCGCAUAUCGAUCGCUACAUACGAUGUGUCAAGGGACAGAUACGGAAUCCGAUCUGCAGUUUGAUUCUGAAAACGUCGACGAGAUGGCGCGAGAGUGAGGAUGUUAAAUCCGUGGACGACGAAUCAAGACCCCCCUUGCCCCAACGAAAACUUUGGGUUUAGGAGCUGUCUUGGCGAAACAGAACUGUCUUGACGAAAUAGCGGCGUGCCGCGCAAUUGUUAGCGAAUUGUUUUUGGCGCACGUGAAAUACUGGAAAUACUGAAGGCGAUUAGGAAAUCUGUCCUAGAACUGCGAGCAAUAAAGCAAAUUGCGCCACAGGGA